Folsomia candida is the source of this 1281-nucleotide messenger RNA. RefSeq lists its product as uncharacterized. Bases 122 to 955 code for a protein of 277 amino acids. The transcript has 4 exons. The record is from RefSeq and is a predicted model, not a curated record. Lineage: Eukaryota; Metazoa; Arthropoda; Collembola; Entomobryomorpha; Isotomidae.
UUCUCUCUCUGUCCCAUUUGCCAUUUUAUCUCGGAAUUGUCGCACUGCAAUUUUCUUCAUAGUCGCCAACCUUUCGCAUCUCACUUUUUAAACCCAAACUCGGACAUCUCUUUUUACGACAAUGGCAAUUCCUGAUCCCGGAUUUGGCGCAGGAUUCCCAGGCGUUGGUGGAAUCGGAUUUCCUGGAGCUGGAAUUGGGGGUGGGCUCAAUCUCGACAUUUCCAAGAAUAUUGGGGGUGGGAUUGGAUUUCCAGGGCUUCUCGGAGGUGCUGUGCCUGGAUGGGGUGGAUGGGGUGGACCGUAUGUUCCCGUCACACCACUAGGAGCGUUGGGUGGGUUGAAGGGAGACCUCAUAGUGCCCAUUGUGGCGAUCGGCGUGGCCCUCUUUCUCCUCGUCCUCAUCGUGAUGGCUGUCAAGUAUGCGCUGGCGUGGAAGUUGAGCGUGCUAGAUGACCUGAGUGGAUCCAAGAAGUGGAGAAGGGACAUUGGCUCGGCAGCCGCCCCCCAGUUAGAAGACGACUACAUGAUCCAAUUGGCCAAGGUGGUCACGUCAGCCAUCUACUCGGGCUCCUGUUCAGAUCGCAUGAUUUGUGAGGUGGGGGCCUUUGCAAGAGGAAACGCCCAGACGGUGAAGGGGCUCAUUUCAUUGGUGGAUUCCUACGUCCCGGAUAGUUAUCACACGUAUCUUGACAUCCUCAAGACGUCUGCAGAGGGAUCAUUCGACUGCGGACAAAAGUAUCAGUGCCAGCCACAGCAGGGUCAACCAGGUCAAUCCGGGAAUGCAGGAGUCGUACCUUCCCCAUCGUCUGUCACUCCACCACCCCCAAUAGCCACCCUAUUCCAGAGCCAGCCCCAACCCCAAACGCCUCGCCCCCUCCUGCAAACCUUGUUCAGUGGGAGCAAUGAGACGCGUCCAAUCCAGAAAUUAGGCAAAUUCCGUCGUCAUGUUUCAUAACUGUCAAAACUUCCUUAAAACCAUAGUCUCAUUAGUAAUAGCGUUCGAACGAUGUGCAAAAAUCAUCUGAGUUGAAGGAAAUCUACUAUUUUAAAAAUUAACUUUUAGUGCAUUAGCGAUUUUUCUCUAUUUUAUAAUUUUAGUGGUUUUAGUAAAACCGUUUUACCCUAUAUCGUAUUAGUUAGGGAUUAAAAUGUGCAACUCUUGGGUAGUCAUUUUUUGCAAUCUUUUGCAUUUUAUACUUUGUGAUUUUAUAAACUCUGUGAUACACUAAUUCACUCAUUACUAAAUAACUAAAUGAGAAAUAAAAAUACAGAAUCAUACAA